AUGCACAAACUAUUCCCAAGUAGCACGUUUUUCGACUUCGAGACGGUUCGAAUUCUCGGCACUACCGUCUAUGGCGGUGCGGAAACGGCCGAAGUUCUUGAGGCAGUGGGCGAAAUCAAAGCCAACGAUCCUAAAUCGUGGGAAAAGGCGUGGGCUAAACAGGCGGCACGAGCCGAGGUUUUAGCCAAAGAGGCCUGCGCGCACGGCGACAAAGAUGCCGCCAGAAGGGCAUAUCUGCGAGCUGCCAAUUACACCCGUGCCAGCGGCUACAUGUUCGUUUCUUCCCCGCCCGCCGAUGGCGACACGGCCAUGAUACAGCAUCCGUGUGCGCUGUCUGUGUCGGAGCGGAUGGGCAGUCUCUUUCGCAAGGCUAUUGAUCUUAUGGACUGCCCGGUACAAUUGCUUUCUAUCCCCUACGAGGGCCAUCAACUGCCAGGAUAUCUCUAUCUGCCGCCUGAGAGCUGCCGCAUCCCUGGCCGAAAGAUCCCCAUCUUGGUGAACUUUGGAGGAGCAGAUUCGUGCCAGGAAGAGCUCUUCUUUAUGUACCCUUCCUCUGGUUACCGACAAGGAUACGCCGUUCUCACGUUUGACGGGCCUGGCCAGGGUGUCAUGCUCCGUCGCCACGGCCUCGUUAUGCGACCAAAUUGGGAAAUUGUUUCGGAGCGAGUUAUCGAUCAUCUUGUCGACUUUUCCGCCAAGAAUCCCAAUCUUGAACUCGACGUCGAUAGCAUUGCUGUCGCUGGUGCGUCCAUGGGAGGCUACUAUGCGCUUCGUGCUGCUGCUGAUCCCAGGGUCAAAGCUUGCGUCUCCAUCGACCCGUUCUUUGACAUGUGGGACUUUGGCACCGCCCACGUCUCUCGCUUGUUCCUGUCGGCCUGGAUGAAUGGAUGGAUGAGCCGGGACGUGAUAGACAAGUUGAUGAAUACUCUGAAGACGUUCUCAUUUCAGCUCAAGUGGGAGAUCUCUGUCGCUGGAACCUUUUUUGGGCUCUCGUCGCCUUCAGACAUCCUGCUUCAUAUGAAGAAGUUUUCGCUGGCUGGUUCACAACAGAAGGAUGGUGUCGACUAUCUCACGCGCGUGGUCUGUCCUGUUCUCGUAUCUGGUAGCGGAAACUCGCUGUACUUGGAUGUGGACGAGCACACCAAGCGAUGUUAUGACGGCCUGGUCAAUGUUCCUCUCGAAAACAAGGAAAUGUGGGUGCCGGCCAGUCCGGGGCAGGGGAGUCUCCAGGCAAAGAUGGGAGCCGUGGCCUUGUGUGGCCAAAGAAGUUUGCAGUUUCUUGAUCGUGCGCUUGGUAUCGAUAGACCGCCGGUGUUCUUGUAG
Molecule: messenger RNA, 1323 nt
Organism: Colletotrichum siamense
Lineage: Eukaryota; Fungi; Ascomycota; Sordariomycetes; Glomerellales; Glomerellaceae
Gene: ccsE-1
Product: Hydrolyase ccsE
Exons: 2
Coding region: 1-1323 (440 amino acids)
Source: RefSeq, a predicted model, not a curated record